AUGGCGUUCACGACGUUCAGCCUCGUCGGCAACGGCCUGCUGCUGAUCUUAAUCUUCGGUCUGGCCGCGCAAGUCGACCUCCUCGAGUUCAGAGAGAGGUUCAAGAAACCCGUCGGGAUAUGCAUCGGCCUCGUGUGCCAGUUCCUGUUCCUCCCCCUCGCCGGCUUCUGCUGCGUGAAGAUCUUCUUCGCGGACAACCCCGUCUACGGCGUCCCUCUGCUCGUCACCGUGAGCUCGCCAGGGGGCUCGUACAGCAACUGGUGGUGCUCUCUGUUCAACGCGGACCUGCCGCUGUCCAUGGCGAUGACGACCGCGAGCUCGCUGCUCGCGGUCGUGGCUCUGCCCGUGAACAUCUUGGUCUACAUCACGCUCGCGUACCCGGACGCGGGCGACGUCGUGUUGGACUGGGGCGGCCUCUUCCUGUCGCUGGGCGUCGUCGUGGUCGGGAUCUGCGGCGGGCUGUACGUCGGCCAGAAGAAGGACGAGUGGCGUCCGAACUUGAACAAGAUCGGGAACACCGCGGGCGUGGCGCUGAUCUUCUUGGGGCUGUUCUUCUCGUCCAACUCGUCGUCGCCGAUUUGGGCGCGCGACUCCAACUUUUACGCCGGCACGACGUUGCCGUGUCUGUUCGGUCUGGUCCUCUCUCUCGCGUUCGCGUACGCGUGCCGGCUGCCGAAGCCGCAGUGCCUCUCCGUCACGAUCGAGACGUGCUAUCAAAACACCGCGAUCGCGCUCGCGGUGAUCCUCGCCUCGUUCAGCAACGACGACGCGGCGUUGUGCGCGGAGUUCGGAUACGCCGCGGAUGAGAAGUGCGACGUCGUCGGCGCCGCCGCGGGGGUGCCGACGUUCUACCAGGUCGUGCAGGUGAUAUCGCUGGCGAUCGUGUGCUUGAGCGGGUGGAAGAGUAACUGGACGUACGCCCCGAGGAAGCACUCGUUCUGGAAGAUCCUCACGAGUAACUACCAGCCCGUCGCCGGGGUGGAGGACGACGCGAGGAGCGACGGGACGGACCGCCUCUCGCACGGCGGUCCGACGGGGUCGUUCCUCAUGGACAGCGCGUCGAGGCAGUUAUCGCGCGCCAACUCGAGGGCGAACUCGCGCGCGAACUCGAGGCAGGUGUCGCUGUUCGGGGACGAGUACAACGGCGUGGAUUUCACGGAUUUAGGGAGCCCCGAGGCGCUGAGUCGAUCGCACGCGGAGCGGAUGCGGAUGCGAAAGGAGCGGCGAACGAAUUCGCGCAGCGGCGGCGGGAGCGGAUCGUUCGGUCGCGGCGGGACGCGAUCGACGUUGGAGGCUGCCGCCGCGCGGCUCUCGGAGACGGGCGCGGGUGGGGGUGGAGGGGGCACGCCGAGUGGGGUAACGCCCGGGAAGGGGAAGGAGAAGGGAAAGAAGAGAGACGCGCGUCGGAGUCUGUCGCUCACGGAGCUAGACGUGGAGCUCGGCGAACCGAUCCCGGAGUCGCCCGUCGCGUCCCCGGAGACCGCCGCAUCCCCGGAAGCGGCGGGGAAGGGGAAAGGGAAGGGAAAGGGGAAGGGAAAGUGA
Molecule: messenger RNA, 1542 nt
Organism: Micromonas pusilla CCMP1545
Lineage: Eukaryota; Viridiplantae; Chlorophyta; Mamiellophyceae; Mamiellales; Mamiellaceae
Product: bile Acid:Na+ symporter family
Exons: 2
Coding region: 1-1542 (513 amino acids)
Cellular component (GO): membrane
Source: RefSeq, a predicted model, not a curated record